AUGCCCUCUUUUCGUCAACAGCUGGUCAUCUUCACUACUCUCUCACUCGUUUGCUUGUUUUUCUUCUACUCGGGUGCAUACACCAACGAAUUAUGGGAGCGAACACCCGACUUUUCGCAGUACGCACCGACGAGGACUUUGUCAAGGUCCGAAUUCCCUGUAGAUGACUCAAUGAAGCGAGUGAUCAUCUUCGGCGACAUACAUGGGAUGAACGAACCCUUCCAUCAUCUGUUGAAGAAAGCCAAAUACAGACCUGAAGUGGACACACUCAUUCACGCAGGCGACAUCAUCGCAAAAGGGCCCCACAGCGGCUCAAUGGAUGUGAUCGGGUAUAUGGCUGCGCACAACGUCACCGGCGUGCGCGGAAAUCACGACCAAAAGAUCGUGGAAUGGCGCGCAUGGCAAGACUGGAUCGCUACUCUUCCCGGCGGUGGUCGCUGGCUCAACGAUCUCUACGCUGCUUUGGACCUAGCCGAGCCUGAUGAUCCGGAAGCGUGGGCGGUGAAAUACUGCAAACACGGCGACAACAAGCGGUGGGCACAGCGAAUCCCUGCUGGGUGGAAGAUGCUGGGAGAUCAUUACCGCAUCGCCAGGGCCCUGACGACUGCCCAAUACGACUACCUGCGCUCUCUGCCCCUUGUGCUUCAUGUGCCAAGCGCACACACGUUCAUUACUCAUGCGGGACUAUUACCUUCGGACCCUCGCUAUCGGCCGACCCACUCACGUCAGCCGCUGGCCCAUGUACCUUCUAUCCCUACAGCCUGGCUGAAAAGUGGAACGGGGAGUUACGGCAAGGAAGCCGAUUCGGAUUCCAUUGAGAUGCUGCGGCACUUACAGGAAAUCGCAAUCCUUCGAGACGUUCCGCAGAACUCCGAUCCCUGGGUGACGCUGAACAUGCGCGGUGUUCUGGACGACCAUUCGAUAACUAGAGACACCGAUGGGACACCUUGGGCGGAGAUAUGGAACCGUGACAUGGAGAUGUGCGCGGGGUUCGGUUCCGCAGCACAUGGCAAGAAACUGCCAUGUCAUCCCGCUAGCGUAAUCUACGGGCACGCUGCUUCACGGGGGCUCGAUCCCAAGCGCUGGUCUACAGGACUAGAUUCUGGAUGUGUCAAGGGCAAGCGACUGUCAGCGAUGAUAAUCGAAGCCAAGACAUACAAACAAUCCUUCGAUGCGGCUAAAGCCACUGUCCCAUUUGGCAUAGGCAGUGCACGUCUCCUCAGUGUGGCCUGCUAG
This is a messenger RNA of Mycena citricolor, 1236 nucleotides long. NCBI's taxonomy places the organism in Eukaryota, Fungi, Basidiomycota, Agaricomycetes, Agaricales, Mycenaceae. The record is from the annotation of a GenBank genome assembly.